Molecule: messenger RNA, 1305 nt
Organism: Colletotrichum karsti
Lineage: Eukaryota; Fungi; Ascomycota; Sordariomycetes; Glomerellales; Glomerellaceae
Exons: 5
Coding region: 1-1305 (434 amino acids)
Source: RefSeq, a predicted model, not a curated record
AUGUCCGACUUCACCACAGAGGCGUUCACGCUUCUAGGCGUAGCGAUUGGCGUCAUUUUCCUAAGAACGUAUGCACGAAUUAGUGCCGUCGGCAUCAAACAUCUGCAGGCGGAUGACUACCUUAUGCUUCUCGUCGCAUGUACAUACUCUGCCGAAACUGCCCUUGCGUACAGCGUCGGAGCGUACUGGCGCGGACUUGCCAACAAUGGCAUGACAGACGAGGAAAGAAGGAAUCUUGACCCUAGCAGUGAGGAGUACAUGAUAAGGGUCAAUGGAUCGAAGACACAGAUCGCGGGAUGGAUCACGUACAGUUGCUUGGUUCUUUGGCCGGCGAAGGCUGCGAUGUGCACGUUCUACUUACGACUGACGGAAGGGCUCCAUAACUACCACAAGCGCAUCUACGCUGGGUUCAUCCUGAUUGUGGUCACCUGGCUGGCGGUGUUCUUGUCGAUCAUCUUCAGUUGUUAUCCCAUCCACAAGAAUUGGCAGAUAAACCCCGACCCCGGGAACUUUUGCCAACCGGCUAUUUCCAAAAUAAACAUCCUUGUGACCGUGGUCCUCAACGUCCUAACCGACCUCUACCUCCUGAGCAUACCGAUUCCCAUGUUGUGGACCUCGAAGCUACCCAUGAGAAAGAAGCUGGGCCUCAUCGUCCUAUUCUCUGGAGGAAUAUUCGUAACGAUGGCGGGUAUUCUGCGUUGCGUUCUUAUCAUCAAGGACCCCGUCGGAGGCGCCCAACAAGCAGGAUCAUGGGCUGUCCGUGAGACAUUCGUCGCAGUCGUCACGACAAAUGUUCCGAUGAUCUUUCCCCUACUCCGAAAAUGGCUCAGCCCCGUCUUCGGCACCAUAUCGAGCACUCUCUCCCGCACCGGGACCCGAAACCGAUACGGCAACACGAAGCGGUCCGACCUACCGCAGCCCGGAAGUAUCAAGCUCGACGACGUUGCCGACAGCAGAAACCGCAAGAAGGGGCGACCGCCGUUUAGCCAGUAUCCGAUCACCGAGUUCACGGUGUCGGGCAGCGAGGAGCAUCUCAACUCACCGCAAGCCAUGCCGCCGAUGCCCAUGUCUGGGGGCAUUAGCAAGAAUGUGGAAAUCACGAUCGAGGAGUCGAAGAGAGACAGUAGGAGACAACGAGGGGAUGGAUCAGAGAGCAGCCUCGAGAGGGGCGAGGCAUACUAUACUGUUGAUGUUAAUGGUUCAGGAGAAGGUGGAAACGGAAUGCCGAGAACUAAAAGCCACCGAGAGAGUUUGAGGGGGGCAUUUAAUGCAGGAGGAAACAAGAAGAAUGGGGACUACUUUUAG